AUUUGGGAAAAACUCGACCACUAAGAACAUACGGGGAGCUGUGACACCGGAUGAAAGCACUGAGCCACCGGAUUUUAACGGUCAAAAUUUUCGAGAUUGCAUAUGAAUCAAAUUUUAGAGAGAGCAAUCUGAGGUUGAGGAUCAAUGAUGAAGCUCUUAUCAAGCACCUUCCGAUCCUUGAAGCCCAUUCGUCCUGUCACCAAACUCAAAUUUCCUUCAUCAUUGCCGCCUUCAGAAUCCUUACAGACCGAUUCAUUCCAGCCUCCUUCGUUACUUUCGUCUCCACCUAGCUCUGCACCCAAAUCAAAGUCGCGGUGGUCGGUGUACUUGAUCCUCUCCACCAACCCGCCUAUCAAAACUUACGUCGGAGUCACAACUAAUUUCACUCGCCGUUUAAAGCAACAUAACGGUGAGCUUAAAGGAGGCGCAAAAGCAUCCCGUGCCGGAAGGCCGUGGGUAUGUGCAUGCCUUAUUCAAGGAUUUAAGGACAGGAGUGAAGUUAUGAAUUGCAGUAUCAUAGAAUCAUUGAUGGCUGGAUUUGAAGCAUGAUCGGUUAUAAACAUUGAUAAGCCACCAGGACUAUGAGCACAUGUAAAUCGACUUAGAGAGAUCAAAGCUUGUGCAUUUGAAUCAAGUUGGAAACAACAUUCAAAGAAAUUACCACGUAAAGAAAAAGGCAAUGUGCUACAGAAGCUAGAAGAAUGUAAAUCGGUCAUGUUACUGGAACAUAGAUACGCAGCUCUAGAUGAAGUCAAAAAAAUUGUGGAUUGCAGUAACUUAUUAUUCAAUUGCUAUUCUAAUCUCCAUUAUUGAUCCAGCGACUGCUUUGGCAUUUCCACCAUUUGUAAAUCAGAUGCAUUACCAUGCAUAUGCAUGUAUCUAUGAUAUGGGCAGAUACUUUAGUACUACGUAUAAUCUUGUUGAUAAUUUGUUUAAUACAUUUCUUGUAGAUAAAAGGAAAUAAUAGCUCCAAUUGUACUAUACUCCAAGUGUAUGAGAAUAUCCAAAGGUUGGAUUGGAGUGAAAGUAAAGACG
Molecule: messenger RNA, 1035 nt
Organism: Cuscuta europaea
Lineage: Eukaryota; Viridiplantae; Streptophyta; Magnoliopsida; Solanales; Convolvulaceae
Source: the annotation of a GenBank genome assembly